AUGGCGCUGCGAGCUUCGCGGAGCUUGGGGCCCGCGGCCUGCUGUCUGCGUGCGCUCUCGGCGUCCCGCGCGCCCUGCCCGGCGCGGCGCUGGGGACCCGGGCCUGGCGCUGUGCGCACGCUGCGCAGCGGCCGCGCUCUGCUCGCAGUGCGUAAGUUCACAGACAAACAUGAAUGGGUGACGACAGAAAAUGGUGUUGGAACAGUGGGAAUCAGCAAUUUUGCACAGGAAGCUUUGGGAGAUGUUGUUUACUGUAGUCUUCCUGAAGUUGGGACAAAGUUGAACAAACAAGAUGAGUUUGGUGCUCUGGAAAGUGUGAAAGCUGCUAGUGAACUCUAUUCUCCUUUAUCAGGAGAAGUGACAGAGGUUAAUGAAGCUCUUUCUGAAAACCCAGGACUUGUUAAUAAGUCUUGUUAUGAAGAUGGUUGGCUGAUCAAGAUGACACUGAGUAAUCCUUCAGAACUUGAUGAACUAAUGAGUGAAGAAGCUUAUGAAAAAUACAUAAAAUCCAUUGAAGAGUGA
Messenger RNA from Elephantulus edwardii (Cape elephant shrew), 522 nucleotides. It is a transcript of the gene GCSH, whose product is annotated as glycine cleavage system protein H (aminomethyl carrier). NCBI's taxonomy places the organism in Eukaryota, Metazoa, Chordata, Mammalia, Macroscelidea, Macroscelididae. The record is from RefSeq and is a predicted model, not a curated record. Gene Ontology annotation, biological process: protein lipoylation; glycine decarboxylation via glycine cleavage system. The transcript is spliced from 5 exons. Gene Ontology annotation, cellular component: mitochondrion; glycine cleavage complex; cytoplasm. The coding region runs from base 1 to 522 and encodes 173 amino acids.